AUGGCUUUGGAAGAAUCCAUAACAACACGUAUACAUCAUCGUUCAAUACCACCGAUCUAUUUAUCAUAUUCUAAUCAAACUGGUUUUAUUGAACGAUAUUUUGUUGUUAAACUUUAUCAACAACUCGUAGAAAAUGGUUUAGGUGAAGGUGUUAUAUGGUUUGAUCAUCAUCAAGGAAUACAUCCUGAUAAAUCGGCUACUUGGUUUGCUGAUCGUCUUGAGGCAAUUGAUUUAUCACUUGGUAGUCUGUUGAUAUUAUCAAAUGCAUGUCAACAUCAACGUUUGAUGACAAUUGAAUCAAAAGCUAUACUUGAUAGAAAAAUUUUAUCAGGCACAACAACUGUUUAUGGUUUAUUUGUUAUUUUUUUAGACGAAUGUCAUGAUUUUACAUAUUUACGUUCGCGAGCAGAUUUUUUUCAUGCUUUUAAUAAAACAGAAACGAUGUUAGAAGUUGAUGAACGUAUAUCAAUGAUUUUAAAACAAUUAUUAAUAAAAUUAUUACCAUAUAAACAAUUUUCUUCUAUUCAAAAUAAUUUAACACCACAAGAACAUAAAAUCGAUGAAGAAGAAUUUAAACAAUUAUGUACUUGGACAUCAAAAGAUAUUCAAUUAUUUCUAACUCGUAUUGGUGUUGCACAAACAAGUCGAGAUUUAUUUUCUGAAAAACAAAUCGAUGGUUAUUUAUUAUUAGCAUGUACUGAAAAUGAAUUAAAAGAUUAUUUUCAAAUGAAUAAUCGUAAAGUUCGACAAAUAUUAAUUGAACAUGUUAUACAAACAAUUCAUCGUGAACGACAAAGUCGACCUCAAUGGCAUUAUGAAGCUAAAAAAACCAAGGGAAAAAGUGAUCAUGUCUAUUUAAUUUAUGAUCCUGAAGAUCAUUUAGUAGCAAAUGAAAUUUCAAAUUUUUUAAAAGAUAAAAAAUUUCGAGUAAAUUAA
Rotaria sordida is the source of this 936-nucleotide messenger RNA. Lineage: Eukaryota; Metazoa; Rotifera; Eurotatoria; Philodinida; Philodinidae. The record is from the annotation of a GenBank genome assembly.